UGGUAUAUAUUUUUCUGUUUCUUUUAUUACAAUUUUUUUCGAGUCAGGUAUGCAGAAAGUACGUAUAUCUGAUGAAGAGAAACAGUUUCAGACUCAACUAGCUCUAGAAAGAGAACUCCGAACGUUAAUUCGCGAGUACUUUGUCUUAGAUAGAGGGAGUAAUCUCAGUAGAUUUUCCAAAAAUAGUACUUUAGCGAGACAAACUAAUGUAAUAUCAAUAUUCAAACAUGAGCAUGCAAACAUAUUAAGAGAUUUAAUAAGGGCGAAAGCCCCUGGACGAAAACGUGAAGACGAAAAGCUGUUCGAUGAAUUGUCAGGACUUAUAGAGGAAUAUCACUGGUACGACAACGAAGUGAAGAGGUCUAAGGUCUACAUAGAAGAGUUAAAUAUUGAGAUAAAGUUAGUCCAGAAAGGAGUUCAGCUUUUGCGCAAGCAGCAGAUCACAGACAGACAACAUGAAGACCGUUUCUGGCAGGCAGUAAAAACAGUGGAAACUUUAGAGAACAAAUUGGAGGCACAAAUGAUUCAAUUUGGGACGAUCUGUACAAAGAAUAAACAAUUAAGGGAAGAAAUUGAUGGCCUUUUAAAUGAAAGAAAUGUUUUUAUGACCCAGUGGGAACGUCUUAUUGAUAAGUUAAUAGAAGGAAAAAAAAUUAUGCUGGAUUUGAUCGAACAAGCCACUAUAGCUUACAACCAAAGAGAGGAUUGGUGUACCAAACUGCAGAUUUUACGAUAUAAAGCUCUCCACGAUUUAAAUACUAACAGCCAAGAAAUGAGAGAAAAUGCUAGAAAAUAUGAUCAUAAUUUAAAAUUAAAAGAAUUUUUUGACAUCAAAGGACAGAAACGUGUUAUGAGAGACCUGGAAAUAAAGGAAAGAAGGAGGUGGGAAAUAAUAGAAGAAAAACUAAAGAAUAAACUGGAACUUUAUAAGAACAUGCUAGACGAUAUUAAGGGUUUUACCAAAACGCAAAACAUUAAAAAAAUAGCUUCCACUUUUGCCGCAGAGGAAGAGCUAAAUUUGUCCAAGUUCAAAUACAUCCUUUAUAUGAUCAAAGAAACUGAAGAAAUAGGUGAACGUUUAGGGUUCUUACAUUUCGAUAUUCAGGAAAAGAACAUCCUUCAUACUACUAGAGAACUUCAGCAACAAGGUACUUUAGAACAGCUACACUAUGAUUUAGAGGAUGCGACACGCAUAGCUGAUAAAGCUGAAAAGAAAAUGAACGAAACACAAGCAGUCUUUGACGAACUCUUGAAGGGAACUUUUAGUCUCUUUAAAAUCUGUAAAUGCAACGAAGACCCGCUUAUUCAGCUCCUUGGAAAUAACACACAGGUGCAGUUUUACAAUGUUGAACUAUAUUUGAAUAUUCUGGAAAGAACAAUACACGAACUUCUUGUCAUUGCUGGCUACAAAGACAGCUUGAGAAAACCGGAUGACCCCAAGAAACUAAUUGUGUUUGAGCCCUACCCAUCUGAGAUAUAUCCAAUAGAGAAGGUCAUAAAGGCCACCCCAUGUUCACUAUGUGUGGAACAUGAAAUGGUUUCCGAUGUAAUUGACACGUUGCAGCGAAUUUAUUCAUUGCCUGAAGCUCGAGACAGGUUGAAAAGACGUUUGAAGCUGCCAGGUGGAAAGGCUAGGCUUCACACCAUCUCCCAUUGUCAGUUACCCAAAUCACGGCGUUUGAUGCAGAGGAGGUACGAGUAAUUACAAUGACA
Messenger RNA from Zophobas morio, 1713 nucleotides. RefSeq lists its product as uncharacterized. Bases 50 to 1702 code for a protein of 550 amino acids. The transcript is spliced from 4 exons. Lineage: Eukaryota; Metazoa; Arthropoda; Insecta; Coleoptera; Tenebrionidae. The record is from RefSeq and is a predicted model, not a curated record.